AUGUCGGACUCGCAACAUGCGAUAUCAUGCACGUCGAACGGCGCAUUACGGCUCGUGCACCUCGGCGCAGAAGAAAAUGCUCCUAGUACUCAGACUGGCGUCCUCCCGAUGCGCCUCUGCGACUGGCGGCUAUCCCACAGCGGAGAGACGUUUGCAUAUGGUGGGGACGAGGUUGAGCUGUCCGUCUGGAAUACAGAGGCUGCGUUCACUCGCCUGCCAGCCGGAGACUCUGGAUCCGAGUCGAAAAAGAGAAAACGGGACCAGUUGCUCCCCGGGGAAGUCUGGCGAUCAAAGAACUUGCCUAAUGAUGGACUCGGCCUUCGACGCCCUGUGCACAUUACAGCCCUUAUAUAUCUGCAGCCCUCGUCUUCUAUCUCCCACCACCACCUCCUCGCCGGCACACAAGAAGGACACAUUCGCAGAUAUGACACACGCGCCGCCCGGCGACCAGUCGCGAAUUGGGAGAGAAUUGGAAAGAUGGGCGGUAUCAGCACCGCCGAAAAGGGACUUCAUGAACAUGAGGUUUUCGUAGGAGAUCACGGAUACAAUCUGAUGGCAUUAGACCUCCGGAAUGGCAGAGUCAUUUACGGGUACAAGGGGCUAUCUGGUGCUGUCUCCUCCAUUGCGCCGUCGCCUGAACUGCUCGCGUCGGCGUGCCAAGAUCGUUUCUUGCGGCUGCACAGUACGUUCCCUCCGCCGGCGGUAGAAGGUCAGCAGCAAGAGCACAAAGGCGAGGUGGUCGACAAGUUAUACAUGAAAGUCAUCCCUGCGGCGGUCGUCUGGGACGGAAUCUCGGACUCGAUGCGCGUAGCGGAUGCGGCUGCAGACAGCGACGAUGAGGAAGGCGCGGAAGAUGGCGUGUGGGACGCGAUGGAUGACGCGGAGGAUGACGACGACGAGUUUGAACUUAACACAACCUUCGUGAGCCUCAGCGCAAUUACACAUGUGACCGUUUCCAUGCCACAUGGUUUCGUGCCGGUUUGGCUGGUGGGAAAUAUUCCGCACAAUUAUGCUCACGUCGCUACUAUUGAAUGGCAUGAAUAUAAUUCCAUCUACCCUAGCAAUGCUAUUUUCAAUUUGAUCCCUUUGGUUUACCCAUACGGCUGGCUCCUAACAAUGGGCUCCACGCCCUCGUACGGACCUGCACAGUUAAAUGCAGGUCGCACAGUAUCCUUGCCCUACAGGUUUCAGGCGGACCUAGUGCCCAGCGUGGUGCUCGCGCGGCUGUCUGACAACGAGGCAGGCGAAGACAGCGAGGAGCCGGCGAGCGACGCUCCCUAUGACCUUGCACACUAG
Messenger RNA from Postia placenta MAD-698-R-SB12, 1296 nucleotides. RefSeq lists its product as hypothetical. The record is from RefSeq and is a predicted model, not a curated record. The transcript is spliced from 7 exons. Gene Ontology annotation, biological process: ribosomal large subunit biogenesis. Gene Ontology annotation, cellular component: preribosome, large subunit precursor; nucleolus. Gene Ontology annotation, molecular function: protein binding. The coding region runs from base 1 to 1296 and encodes 431 amino acids. NCBI's taxonomy places the organism in Eukaryota, Fungi, Basidiomycota, Agaricomycetes, Polyporales, Adustoporiaceae.